Molecule: messenger RNA, 1049 nt
Organism: Suillus subalutaceus
Lineage: Eukaryota; Fungi; Basidiomycota; Agaricomycetes; Boletales; Suillaceae
Product: laccase 4 precursor
Exons: 7
Coding region: 69-1049 (326 amino acids)
Molecular function (GO): copper ion binding; oxidoreductase activity
Source: RefSeq, a predicted model, not a curated record
UAGCGCUGACCGCAUAAUAGGGAGAUAACUUUUCCAUUUUGGUGGCCAACGAGCUCACGGAUACCUCCAUGUACACGGUUACCAGCGUCCAUUGGCACAGCAUCCACCAGAAUGGGACGAGCUAUGCCGACGGGACGAGCACCGUCACGCAAUGCCCCAUUGCGCAGAACCAAUCUUAUUUGCAGUCUUUUUCGGCCCAGAAUCAGGCAGGCACUUACUGGUAUCACAGUCAUUAUUCUGUUCAAUACUGCGAUGGUCUCAGGGGAGUCCUGUUUUAUGAACGCUGCAUCGCCAGGUAUCACGCAGAGGCCACCGUCUUGCGCUACAUCAUAGGCAAUGUCGCCGACUUCACGCUCAUCAAUGGACUCGGUCGAUAUGCUGGCGGACCCAUGUCUGACCUAGCUGUGAUCAACGUCCAGCAGGGAAAGCGGUAUCGCAUGCGCCUGGUUUCAAUGUCGUGCGAUCCCAACUUCCUGUUCUCCAUCGAUGGCCAUAACAUGACCGUCAUCGAAGCGGAUGGACAGCUGACCGACCCUCUCGAGGUGGAUCAGCUCCAGAUUUUUGCGGGUCAACGUUACUCUGUGGUUUUGGUCGCCGAUCAACCGACAGACAACUACUGGAUACGCAGCCUUCCUGAUACAGCCAAGCCGACUACGACCAAUUUGCAUGCUCUGAUCAAUCCCUCUGCUCCUGGCGUUCCAGAAUAUGGAGCGGCUGAUAUCAACCUCAACCUCGCAGUUUCCAUCGACAACGGAAUCUUCUCCGUCAACAACGUCUCAUUCGCAUCCCCCACCGUUCCUGUCCUACUCCAGAUUCUCAGCGGAGCUCAAGAUGCUUCUGAUCUGAUGCCAAAUGGCAGCGUUAUCAUUCUCGAGGCCAACAAAGUGGUAGAAUUGACAUUGUCGACCACUGGUGAGUACCCUGAAGCAAAUUGUGGUGCCAAGCCACUUUUCGACGCAAUCCAGCGUAAACGUGAGGGACGCGGGGAAAUCACUGGACGAGCGAGUAAGAAUGGCCGGCCAGAAGUCAGAGCAUCCGCCUCGCGCUGA